Periconia digitata is the source of this 1524-nucleotide messenger RNA. The record is from the annotation of a GenBank genome assembly. Lineage: Eukaryota; Fungi; Ascomycota; Dothideomycetes; Pleosporales; Periconiaceae.
AGAUACUGUACGUAUACACUCAUCGCUGGCUCUUCUGCACGCGUUUCGCUUGAAUCUGUCGCCGCGCCACCGUCAAGCAGACAGCGCGCUGACCUAGCACGCAAAGGGCUCAGAACCGGUCUCUUCGUUCCUCUGCGAAGGCACUUGCCCAUCAUGCCCGCCUUCUACCCACGCAACAACAUGCCUCGGCAUCUCCCCUUGACACCACCCGAGUUUGUACCCAGCUACCACUCGGGCUGUGGUGGAAUGCCCUACCAGCAGUCCUCGUACUCUGGCCAGCCGAGCAUUAGACAACACGAUGAUGGAUAUGACUUCGCGGACCGCUACGGCCAGCUUUCCAUUGCGAUGCCUCCCAUGUACCCGCAAGCCGGAACCUACCUGAGCAGCGCAGCACCGAGCCUGCCACCUCCCAAUUCGUUCUACGACGCUCCCGUACUUCCGCCCAUGCGCGUGCAGAACGAGCAACAGCAGCAGCAACGUGUGCAGGACUACAACAACCAGCGUGCGUCUCAGCAACCCAAAGAAGAGAAGCCCGUUGGCGGUGUUUCUGCGAAGCUCGAUUACGACAUGGACGUCAUGACCGACUUCGUUUGCGAAAAGGCACUCCAACUCAUCACGCCAGGAUGCAUGAUGCCGCCUUCAUUCCGCAAGUGGGUACAUCAGGUGCUCUGCGCGACCCGAUUGCCAUCCGCCACCAUCCUGCUCAGCAUGUUCUAUCUGUCGAGUCGCAUGCCCAUGGUAGCGAGCGUGCCCAAGAACGAGAGCCACUUGUUCCGCAUGCUGACCAUUGCUUUGGUGCUGGGUAGCAAGUUUCUGGAUGACAACACCUUCAUCAACCGUUCCUGGUCUGAAGUUAGCGGCAUUCCCGUCGCCGACUUGAACUCUAUGGAGAUGGAGUGGCUCAAGGAUAUCGAGUUCAAGCUCCACCGCGACCCAGCUGAGCAACAGGGUUGGGUAUUCUGGUCCGACCACUGGAAGGAGUACCAGAACCAUGCCAGCGCUCGCGCGAACCGAGCAAACAAGCUCAACCCCAUCGACACUUCAGUGCACCGACGGUCCUUGAACAAGCCGCUGCCUCCGCUCCCGAUGCAGCAGAGCUUCAACCCUCCGCCUUAUGAGUUCACGCCCAAGUCCGCCGUCCAUCCUUCGUACAGCAGCAGCGCCAACAGCAACUCUGCUGUUUACGCUCAAUACGAUCCAUGGCGAUCUGCAAACGAUCACUCGCCCGCGUCUGCUCCCAACACGGGUCCCACUACCCCGGAGUACUACGGCGCUGCGGGUCCCUGGGCUCCAGAGGGCUACUCUCGUCGCACCAUGUUUGGCUUCCCACCCCUGUCUCAGACAGGUCAUGCCCAGCAGCAACAGCAGCAGCCAUCCAACUACGGCCCACCUGCUUACUCGACUCAAUACCAAGCUCCCGUCUGGAACAACCAUGGCGUCAACUGCGGCUGCAUGUACUGUGCACAGAGGCAUCCAUCUUACUUCAUGGCGCCCGGCUUCGGACCUCAAGCUGUCGCUGUCUAG